Molecule: messenger RNA, 779 nt
Organism: Drosophila teissieri
Lineage: Eukaryota; Metazoa; Arthropoda; Insecta; Diptera; Drosophilidae
Exons: 1
Coding region: 89-643 (184 amino acids)
Source: RefSeq, a predicted model, not a curated record
AAGUCAUCAGUUUAAUUUAAAAACAAACCUAAAACGCCAGCACAAGCCAAAAUUAGAACACUUAUUUAUUUGCAUAUAUUUGCAAGAAAUGACAUGUAAGGUUUCCGAUGAUUGGAUGUUCAGUGAGGAUAUUCAGCUGAGGACCGAGUUUAAGUUGUAUAAUAUAAUGCCGGGCAACCAAUUCCGGGGUCGAAUUCUUCACUAUUGCCACAAAAAGCAUAUAACCGGAUAUAUAAUAUUCACCCAUGGCGGUCGUCAAGCAUUUGGAGUGAUGGAUGGCAAGCGGAAAGAUUUAAACCGGAUAAAGCACUGCCUGCUGAGUUUCUUCAUUCCAGAACCCUUUUCCCAACGAAUCAGUUUCUCAGCCUACGAGAUAUGCUUCAAUCCGAACAAAGAGGACUUUAAAAUCAAGUAUACCAUUCCUAAAGACGCCAAAUUCCUGGGAGAUCUUUACGAGGACUGUUUUCUGAGGUCCAAGAAUGAAAGAAAGGAACCCCAAGAGGAAAGCGAGGAAUCUAGAGCCUUGCUCGCUGAAUAUGCCGACUUCUAUAACUCAGAAUAUUUCAACAAUUCUAUUUCGACAGUGGACACCGAAAGCUAUGGCUUUGCCAGCACAGGGCCCGGUUCUGUUUCGUCGCGGUGAUUUCUCGCAGUGUAGAUGCAACUCGUGCUGGCCAUUGUUCAACACUAUUUGCGGCACUCAAUCUCUUAAUUAAAUAUGCGACUAACUGGCAGCUCGGAGGCACUCGAAGAGUGGCCCAGACAUAGCCGUUUAGUGU